Messenger RNA from Topomyia yanbarensis, 912 nucleotides. RefSeq lists its product as uncharacterized. Bases 1 to 912 code for a protein of 303 amino acids. The transcript is spliced from 3 exons. NCBI's taxonomy places the organism in Eukaryota, Metazoa, Arthropoda, Insecta, Diptera, Culicidae. The record is from RefSeq and is a predicted model, not a curated record.
AUGAAGCAAAAUCUAUCGAAACUCGAACAAAUAAGAAUUCCCAGAUGGACAGUCAACUAUCACGGCCGUAUUGAGCUCCACGGUUUCUCAGAUACAUCUGAAGAAGCAUACGCGGCUGUUGUAUACCUUCGAUCGGUCAGCGAUAUCAAUGGUCUUGAACUCAACGCAGUUGUGCUUCUGGCGAAGCUGAUGAAGCGGAUAGCAGAACCGCUCAAUCGAUUCCAGAUUGAGAAAUACGCCUGGACAGACUCGACCAUAGUCUUGCAGUGGCUCAGUAGCCACCCUCGCAAAUGGAGCACCUACAUCGCGAAUCGAGUCUCGUCGAUUUUGGAAAUCCUACCACGACGACAAUGGGGUCACGUUCCUUCGCUGCAAAACCCCGCAAAUUGCGCAUCUCGCGGAAUAACACCAUUGGAACUUGUCAACCACUCACUGUGUUGGUUCGGACCCAUCUGGUUGGCUGACGAUCCUGGUAAUUGGAAACGAAACGUACCGGACGAAGCAUUUGACUACAAUACACCUGAGAUUCGGCAACCCAAACGUUCGGAUUGUCUUUCGCCGUCUAAACUGCAUGAUGCGAGGUUACAGUUUGCACGAAUGGCUCAGUUUGAGGUUUAUCAGAAAGAAAUCGUCUACUUGGUGCAGCAUAGCGAAAUUUUCCCGAAGUCGCAAAUCGCUGAAUUAUGCCUGUUGUUAGAUGGUGAUGGCACCCUGAGAGCUUUGGGAAGACUGCAACAGUCAUCAUAUUCAUUUGAAGUCAAACACCCAGUGAUACUGCCUAAGGCUCACUGGUUCAUAAGGUUGUUGGUGGAAGAAUUGCAUCUGCAGAAUUGCCAUGCCGGGCCGUCGCUGCCAAGGCGUCGUCAAGCAAGUGAUAAACAGCUGUGUGAAAUGUUGUCGUCAAAGAGCUAA